AUGGUCCGCAAAUGGAUCCCAGACACGCAGUUCAACAGAGGGGCUGUUGUUCGAUUUAAUAAUCUAUUUUAUCGGUCCUCUGUUUCUCAUACUUCUGGUCCUGGUCGCGAGCCUACCGAGGCCCCUCAACUCUGGGCGGCCUUGAAUAAUGAGUCUGCCCCUCCCGCCGCCCCAGAUCCACCACAGUCCUACGAAAACCCGCCCCCAAUGUAUGUGCAUCCUGAGAGCGGUGCAUCUACUACAACCGUCAAUUCUAUCCCCCCUCCCCCUCCUCACGUACCCGGCUACGGUUUCUACACUUAUCUCCCUGCCGGCCACCACCCUACUCAAUACCAUCUACCUUCAGGCUACCGCCCAUUGUACAACGCCCCUCAGGCCCCUUAUUUGCAUGCACCCAAACCGCAGCAUCCCAUUCGUCCCCCCGACCCUGAUGUGAAGCUCCCACUUCCCGUGACCCAAGCUCAAUCGCAGUCCCGACCCACCCAUCCCGCCUACCGCACACUUGCUCAUGCAAUGCGGGCACUCGAAACUAAUGAAGCUGUUCUUCGCGAAGAAAUGAAGGGCGAGAUUGACGCAGUCUGUUGCGUGGGUGGCUUCGGUCUCUGGGCAUACCGGCAUGGAGAACCAGGAGAAGAUGUCAAGCGCAGGGUGUACGCCGAGUUACAGUCAGAUGACGACACCGGCCGGGAAGCGUGGCUCAAAGCUGCCCGAGCACGGACCAAGCGCUACUGUGAGCCUGGAGCAAUCCGUCCUGCUAUUCGCUGGGUCUUGGUGGAGCCCCAUCCAGAAGCCGAAAAUAUGACACCAGCCGCACUAGAACGCCACGCCUUGCAACAUGGUUCAUUCCCUCGCAUACCCGACGAUGCGCUUCAAACUGGUACCGAAGUCUCCGGAACCGGUCUCUACUCGGCGCGAGCGUGGCACGCCGGAGGUGUGCACCUUGGAAAGGCCGGUAAACACUUGCAGGCCGGGGGCGCAUCUUUGUCGUACGGUUCCAUCGAACACGAGCUAAGUUCGUUUGAGGUUUUGGUCGGCGAUGUUGCAUCUGUUCGUUGGAUCGAAGGCUCCCAGCUUGCUUCCCAGUUGGCGGCUGGAGUGAUUCCUGUUGAAGGAGGUCGCGAGGCACACGGUGGAGCUAUCUUGAUAGCACAAGCUCCAUACGAAGGUGGGUGGCACCCUGGCAAAGCCGCAAUCGGUGAAGACCAUGCCUGCGUUGGAUUCGGAGGGGGCGAAUUUUGGGCGCGCGGAUAUCGCGUGCUGGCCUGGACCGACAACUAG
This is a messenger RNA of Rhizoctonia solani, 1278 nucleotides long. Its product is annotated as ML domain-containing protein. Lineage: Eukaryota; Fungi; Basidiomycota; Agaricomycetes; Cantharellales; Ceratobasidiaceae. The transcript is spliced from 3 exons. The record is from RefSeq and is a predicted model, not a curated record. Gene Ontology annotation, molecular function: carbohydrate binding; hydrolase activity, hydrolyzing O-glycosyl compounds. Gene Ontology annotation, biological process: carbohydrate metabolic process. Gene Ontology annotation, cellular component: extracellular region. Bases 1 to 1278 code for a protein of 425 amino acids.